AUGUUUGGGAACGAAUUCGCCAAACUCCUGGACAAACAUUGUCUAGAAGGCCAUAAAUUUCCAACAUGGUACCGCAAUCUCAAAAUAUUCAUGACUAUCGAGAAGAUUGUGUACAUACUAGAGCAAGCACCUGAGAAGCCCCCUACUAAAGAUGCUUUUCAGGAAGUAUAUGCUAAGUAUGACAAGCACGUGGAUGAUGACUGUCAGGCCAAGUGCUACAUUUUUGCUUCCAUGAAUGAGGAGCUCCAGAAACAGCAUGAGCAUAUGAUGCAUGCUGCUGACAUGAUAUCCCAUCUCCAAGAGAUUUAUAGAGAAGGUACACGCAACAAACGCUUCAGCGCUGUAUGUGAGCUUUUGAAGAUGAAGAUGGUUAAGGGAGCCCCAGUCCACCAACAUAGAUUGAAGAUGAUAGGACUCACUAAGCAGCUAGAAAGUCUUAACAGUCCACUGGACUGCAACUUGGCCACCAAUUUCUUCCUUGCGUCCAUUUCUGAUUCCUUCUCCCAUUUUGUUAUGAACUACAAUAUGGGGAAGAUAGAGCACACUCUCUCAGAGCUAUUGAACAUUACUAAAGGUAAAGGCAAAUUCAAUGUCAGCAAGAAGAAGAAAUGGAACCCUAAACUCAAACCCAAAGGAGGCGUCAAGAAGAAACAGGAAGAAGGAAGAGGUGAAAGGAUAGUGUUUCCAUUGUGGGAAAGACGGACACUGGAAAAGGAAUUGCCGGGCUUACUUAGCUAG
This is a messenger RNA of Prunus armeniaca (apricot), 738 nucleotides long. NCBI's taxonomy places the organism in Eukaryota, Viridiplantae, Streptophyta, Magnoliopsida, Rosales, Rosaceae. The record is from the annotation of a GenBank genome assembly.